UUUUGAACUUAACAGGAAGUGUGAAGUAUUUUUUAACGAUUUUUAAUUUUCGAAAAAAAGAGUAAAGUUUGACUUACAGUAAUUGUGACUUCAAGACUUGUAUUUCGUUCCUCUGUUCACGCUUAAUAACUGAUCCAACUCACUUAAAUUGAGCAUAUUGUUCUGGAGUAUCUCUUCGCCUCAUUUCUUUACUUAAUGUUGAAAUUUUAUGCUUAAAGCUAUUUUUAUGUUAAUUUUGUUCCAUUCUUCAACGUAAACAUUUUCCGUGGGAAAAGCAGCGAACGCACUAGCCAGAGUUUCGGCGCUACGCUUUUCUGUCGGCAAAGAAUCACUGGACUUCGCCUUUAAGGAGCGACAUUUCAAAUAUACCGCCGUCCGCGGUGGUCGCCUGGUUUAUCUUGAUCCUAAAACUCCUCGAGUGUAAAGAAUGCUAGAAGAUGGAAGAUCCUCAAAGCCGUCUUCCAGCGACGUUGCGCACACGUCUCCUAUUUGUUCUGCGUUUAAUCGACUGCUAGCAGCCAGGACCCACAGGCUGAGAAUCGACCACGUUGGCGUGGUCGCAGUGGUCGAGCUCCAGAGAUACCUGGCCCAGUUGCACGCGGCCCCCUGCAAUGAUGCCGUCGACUACAGCUACGAUGUGACCAUUACGGAUGGACGCUGUCAGGCCAAGUGUGGCCUGGCGCCUCAUCUCAACAGCCUGGUCCAGAAGAACAUGCUCAGGACAGGUGUGGACAUCCGCGUGGAACAGUGCUGUUUUGUCUAUGAUGAGAAGAAACUUGGCCAUGCCGCCAUCUGCAUAGAGAAGGUGGAGAUUGUCGCCGUGCCCUCAGUCAUUCUGCGCUCCAUUAGAGAUGUGGAUGCUUUGCCUCUUUGGUCCAUGAAGGAUGCUCCUGGAGAUGUGACUGUCCCACAGAGACGUGACGCACCCAUUCACACUUCUCGAAAGCAUUACCUGUCUCUCUGGAACAAUGAAGAUCCACACGGGUACAUGUGGGUCCCCCAAAUUCCCCCGCAAGACGUAGUGCUGGAUGUGUCAAAAACAAUUAGUGUCUGUGAUCUGGAAAACUCCUUCAAGAGUGUAUAUCGGCAUCUGCCCCUUCUCAUCCGCAUCAUACACAAAUCAAGGCUAAGAUUUUAUGGGAAGUUGGACACGAAAAUUGAUUUCCCAUAUCAGGCCUACUUUGAGGUUGCCGAUCACAGUGGCUCCAUAUCCAUGGUGCUGUGGAACGCGCUGUGUGUCCAGUGGUACCACAGGCUAAACGUGGGGGCUGUGCUCUAUCUGCAGAACUACACCGUCAAACAGAGCUACCAGAACAGGUCCCGGCCCUGUCUUGGAGACCCCCGGAUGAGAGCGUUCUCCUCAGUAGAAAUAUGUUUAAAUCCACGGGAUCCUGUAGCAGUCAUCACUGUUAUACCUCCCAGGAGUGUUCAGCCACAGUGGAGUCUACCGAAUGUCACUUACCACUUUACCACCAGUUUGGAGCUGGAAAGUUUGCCGCCUGAUUCGGUGUGUGACAUCAUUGGCCUGGUCACUUUCGUGGGUCGAUGUGAGAGGGUCAAGAACAAGGGGAGCGCAGUGCCUGAAAAGUACUGGACAUACCGCUGGGUUCAUGCUGUGGAUGGCACAUCAGAUGUUCCCUUUAUUCUGGAGAUAUUUGCAUCAUCACAACCAGAAAUAUUUUAUGGAAUAUGUCCAAUGACGUACCUGGUGUGCACUCAGAUGCGAGUCCGCCGAGAGGCCGGCACCCUUCCGUACCUCACGAGCUCCUGUGAGACUCAGAUAUUCACUACAGGGUUUCACAAAGGGCAGCCAUACGUGACCAGUCCCAAGGUGAAGAGCUUUAUCCAGUGGACAAAGACUCUGAAGGAGAGCGUGGUGUUGAAGAAGGCUGUCAUCGGCGGGAACUACUGCUACCCUCCGUCACCGCCAGUUUUCACCCAGAUGAUUGCCAGUGGUGCAGCCCAGUGCCCUGUGAUUGGUGCUGGCGAGCUGCAGCGAGAGCUACAGAGCCUGCAGUACCGGGAGAGGCGGCGACUGGCCAUCCAGGGUCAAAUCACAGCCGUACAGUACGUCGCAUGGCCCGAGGAAAGCCAAGGGCAUUCCGGGUUAACUACACAGGAAGCAGCAGACCUUGAUGCAGGAACUCCACAGUCCAAAGCGCAGGAAGCAGGUGUGCCAGAGACCCCUGCAGACACGGAGCCACAGCCCUCUUCAGAGGUCAUCAGUGCCAUACCAAAGCGCAAGAAAAAGCAGCACCAGAAGCGAGGAAUCAAGCGACGGUACCUCACGCGAGCAGCCCUUCACAAGCAGAGGGAGGCCCUGCCAAUGACAGACGAGUUUGCGGAAGAGGUGAGCAGUAGUUCCGAAGAGCAGAAUGACGAAGAGGAGGACGGCAGGCCGAAAGAAGGCGUUCCAGUACCUUCCUCAGAAGGGCGGUUGGCUAGUAACCGUCUCAGUGCAUCGUGGGAAAGCCGAACAUGGGAGGUGCUGAAAGGAAGCCUGACGGAACAUUUUCAGUGGGAUGCCCUACAGCAAGACAGCAUUCCUCGCAAGUUCACCUUCGAAGAGAAGGACUAUCUGCUGCGUCAGAACAACUUUCACCCAGCAAGAUGGACUCCAGAUGAGUUGCCCUCUGACCAAAGUGGGAUAGAGUUCGUCCCCGUGUCCUUUAAUGGGUACUUCAGAGUCACAGUCCUGGGGAUAAACCAGAAGACGGCCAUCGAUGCUGUCUUUGUGCCUGUGGUAUCAUGCGAUGACCCCAGGAGUGUGGGGCUGCCCCAAGAUGCUCACAACAACACGCUGCUUUCCUGCCUCUCCUCUGGCUUUAUUAGCCCCCUCAGUGAGCGGCCCCCCCACAUUGAUCCAGGGGAAGUCAUUCAAACAGCAGCGGAGCUGGAAGCCAUACAUGUUGUGUGCCUCGUUGAUCUCUGUCAUCUUGGAGGAGAGAAAGUGGAGGUUUUCAUCAACAAGGUGUACAAAAUGACAGAUGUUACUUUCAUAUAAAGUUCCAUGGGCGGUGCAAAUCCGCAGGGUGCAGCUCCAGUAAUCUGAUGAAUUUAGUUACAUUUGAAGGUAAUUUUUGUCUUUAAUGUUUAACAUAUCAGAAAUAUUUGCAUGAGAAAAUGCAGACCUUGUUGGAGUCAAUUAACUUAUUUUUUAUGUAUCAUCUAUAUUCUGUAUUUUAAUUCAUCUUAGAAGUGACUUUAGAGUGUCUGUUGAGAACCAGUAAUAA
Molecule: messenger RNA, 3233 nt
Organism: Scleropages formosus (Asian bonytongue)
Lineage: Eukaryota; Metazoa; Chordata; Actinopteri; Osteoglossiformes; Osteoglossidae
Gene: radx
Product: RPA1 related single stranded DNA binding protein
Exons: 16
Coding region: 428-3004 (858 amino acids)
Molecular function (GO): single-stranded DNA binding
Source: RefSeq, a predicted model, not a curated record